This is a messenger RNA of Plasmodium vinckei vinckei, 885 nucleotides long. RefSeq names its product apicoplast ribosomal protein L21 precursor, putative. The record is from RefSeq and is a predicted model, not a curated record. The transcript has a single exon. Gene Ontology annotation, biological process: translation. Gene Ontology annotation, molecular function: structural constituent of ribosome; RNA binding. Gene Ontology annotation, cellular component: ribosome; mitochondrial large ribosomal subunit. NCBI's taxonomy places the organism in Eukaryota, Apicomplexa, Aconoidasida, Haemosporida, Plasmodiidae. Bases 1 to 885 code for a protein of 294 amino acids.
AUGAAUGUUGGAAUAGAGGGGAACAAAAUAAAUUUAUCGAAAGUAAAUAAUAGAAAUAUAUAUAAUUUUCAUUUUAUAAAAAAUUUAAAUAAUUAUCAAAGAAGGCUAAGUAAUAGAUUAAAUGUAUUAAUAAGUUCACCAGCACAAAUAAAAUUAUCAGAGUUAGAAGAUAAUCGAGACAGAAGUGGUAAAUACUGUGUAGCUGAAUUAUGUGGUCGAUUAAAAUGGAUUGAAGAAGGUAGAUAUUAUGAUGUAUAUAGGAUAAAGCAAGAGGAAAAUAAGAAUAUAAAUUUAAAUAGAAUAGCUUUUUAUAGUAAUGAAGAAGGGAAGUUUUCUUUUGGUACUCCCUUUUUAGAUAAUGUACGAGUAAACGCAACAGUUAUUAAACAUUUUCGAGGAAAUAAAAUAUAUAGAUUAAAAUUUAAACCAAAAAAAAAUUAUAGAAGAUUUUAUGGACAUAGACAAGAAAUGAGUAGAAUUUAUAUAAAUAAAAUAGAAUCAAAUAAUGAAUUAAUAAAUGAGGAAAAAAGAAAAUAUAAUUUUUUUAAAGAUGAUUCUAUUUUUUAUAUAUUAAAUCGUAUUCAUAAUAUAGUAAGACCAAGUUUAGAAUUAAAAUAUUUAAAACGGACUUUUAUUGAUUAUUUAAAUAAUUUUUGUUCAUGGAAAUUUGAAACUUUUUAUAAGCAUCGAGGAAAUUAUAAACAUGAUAAAAUGCUUAGAAAUAUAUUAAAAACAAAAAAAUUAAGUAAAAGACCUGAAGUUAUAGAAGAAGUUAAAAAAAUUGAACAUGAAAAAAAAGAAAAACGUUUAAACAAGUAUGAUCCAUUAGAUGAUUUCGAUCCUGUUGCCAAUGAACAUAUGAUUAGGGAGCAUUUUUAUUCUUAA